Euleptes europaea (tarantolino) is the source of this 471-nucleotide messenger RNA. It is a transcript of the gene CDA, whose product is annotated as cytidine deaminase. Bases 1 to 471 code for a protein of 156 amino acids. The transcript has 4 exons. The record is from RefSeq and is a predicted model, not a curated record. Gene Ontology annotation, molecular function: cytidine deaminase activity; zinc ion binding. Gene Ontology annotation, cellular component: cytosol. Lineage: Eukaryota; Metazoa; Chordata; Lepidosauria; Squamata; Sphaerodactylidae.
AUGGCUGAAAAGCAACCGGGUUCCCCUCAGGACGAUCAUCCCUCGGGAAGUUCUCCAGCUGUUCGCCCCGAUCAGAUCCAGCAACUUGUGGACACAUGCAGGGAAGCGAAACACUUUUCCUAUUGCCCUUACAGCAGCUUCCCGGUGGGGGCCGCAGUCCUGACUUGGGAUGGCAAGGUUUUCUCCGGUUGCAAUGUUGAAAACGCAAGCUAUCCCCUGGCUGUAUGUGCCGAACGCACGGCCAUCCAGAAGGCAGUGUCUGAAGGCUAUACAAGAUUUCGAGCCAUGGCAGUUGCUAGCAAUAAACAAGAAGCCUUUGUUGCACCCUGUGGAGCUUGCAGACAAGUGCUGAGAGAGUUUGGCAAAGAAUGGGACGUCUAUUUGACCAAGCCUGAUGGGUCGUAUAUAGUGAAAACUUUAGAAGAACUUCUACCUUACUGUUUUGGACCAGAAGAUCUGAAAACGCCCUGA